Copidosoma floridanum is the source of this 3362-nucleotide messenger RNA. RefSeq lists its product as uncharacterized. Gene Ontology annotation, biological process: lipid catabolic process. Gene Ontology annotation, molecular function: lipase activity. NCBI's taxonomy places the organism in Eukaryota, Metazoa, Arthropoda, Insecta, Hymenoptera, Encyrtidae. The record is from RefSeq and is a predicted model, not a curated record.
UGCCUGCAAAGUGCUAUGUGGCUCCGAUGAUUGAGUGACUUGUGGACUGGCCGGGAAGCUGCACAUGCCAUGAGAUGAUCGGCAAAAUCGUGCUGGGCCUCUGGAUCUUACACUUUUUGAGUCUCUCCGCAAAGGACAAUGGGGUCGAGGCAUUGGUGGAGUUUGGCAGGAGUAGCAGGCUGUUUGACGAGUCGGCGGACGAGCUCAACGACGCCGAGAUCUUCCGGGCGGUUGUCAACUCGAUCCACGAGUGGGAGCUGAAGAGACAGCAGCAGCAGCACCGGAUCAGCCUACACCAGCGGCACAAGCGCGAAGUCUCGCGCGUCUGUUACGAGGAUGUCGGCUGUUUCGAGGACACGGGGCCCUUCUCCUAUCUCGAGAUGCUGCCCUCCCCGCCUAAGGAGGUCGGCACGAGGUUUUUCGUGUACGGCAGUAGGAAGGCGCGAUCGGUGUCGAUGACCGUGCCGGCCGAGAGCAUCAGCGACAAGGCAAGCAGUGCCAUAGACCCCGAGCUGCCCACCAAAGUCAUUGUGCACGGCUUCGGCUCGAGUUGCGAUCACGUCUGGGUCUACGAGAUGCGCUCCGUUCUCGCGGCCGUCAUCGACUGCAACAUUGUUUGCGUGGAUUGGGGCCCAGGAAGCGCCGUGCCAAACUACGUGCGAGCAGCGGCCAACACGCGGCUCGUCGGACGCCAGCUGGCCAAGCUCGUGCGCAGCCUCAACGUGCCCCUCGACAAGCUCCACAUGAUCGGCUUCAGCCUCGGAGCCCACGUGGCUGGCUUUGCAGGAGCCGAGCUAGGCAACGUUUCCCGGAUCACUGGUCUGGAUCCGGCUGGUCCGCUGUUCGAGUCGCAGGACCCACGGGCUCGCCUCGACGAAACGGACGCGCAGUUUGUCGACGUGAUCCACAGCAACGGAGAGCAACUGAUCCUUGGGGGACUCGGCUCCUGGCAACCCAUGGGCGACGUCGACUUUUACCCGAACGGCGGUCGCAUGCAAACGGGCUGUUCUAAUCUCUUUGUUGGCGCCGUCACUGACAUUAUUUGGUCUGCAAACUCGGUGGAGGGCAGGUCGUUGUGCAAUCACCGGCGGGCUUACAAGCUGUUCACGGACUCAAUAAGCCCCAAGUGCCGAUUUCCGGCCUUUCCGUGCGCGAGCGGCUACGACGGGCUACUGCGAGGCGAGUGCUUUCCCUGCGGUAGCCGAAACACCCAGCACCCGGAGCCCAUGCCGUGCGCCGACAUGGGCUUCUACAGCGACAGGUCGAGGGCCCGGGGCCAACUUUACCUGGUGACCCGUGACGAGGAGCCCUUCUGCGCCCACCAGUACCAGGUGCGGGUGUACAACAGCAGGAACGAGCGCCCGGUCAAGAGUUACGGCAGGCUCCAGGUGACCCUUGUUACGGAGGGCACGAUCAACGAGACCUUCCUCAUGACCAAGAAGGACGAUGAGGAGCUCCUCGUCGGUGCCACCCUACAGAGGAUCGUCGUGCCCCACCCCUCCCUAGCCACCAUCGAGGCGAUCGAGAUAAAGUACACGGCGUACAGCGGGUGGAUAUCGUCGGGUCUGGUCUCGUGGGCCGUGGACAAGGUAUCGGUGACGGACAGCUACGGGGCCGUGCGCUCGAUCUGCAAGCGGGGCCUCGUCCUCGAGUCGGGCAAACCGGUCUACCUGAGCCUACAGCCGAGCGACUGUAGCGUGCCUCCCGAGGAGCACUCGGACCAACAACCGAACCAAGACGGGGAACAACAACAAGGCAUCGGCCCCUUCACCAGGGAGCACAACUACGAGCGCCCAACAGUUACGGACAGUAGCAGCAGCUUCAGCAACGAGGUGCCGCAAAACGCGGCCAAGGGCUUGGGCCCGUUCACCAGGGAACAAAACGUCGUGACCACGAUGACCGAGAAGGAUUACCCGCAGCCGAGCGUGUCGCCGUGGUCGCUGGGUGAGUUGACAAACGACGAUAGCUCAAACUCGGUAGAGACGAGCAGCAGCGCGAACAACGCGGAGCGCGGCCGUAGCUUCUCCGGGCCGACAACAGCUGGAAUUUUAAACCUCGACCAGCGGAGCAACGUCGUACCCGUGAUAACCGUCCCGCCCGAGCUACCGCAGGAACAACAACGGCCGAGCGCCAAGCACGAGCACCUCCCACUUGUCCCGGAGGUGAGAUUACCGGGUGCCAACGGCAGCAACAAAAAGGAGUCGGGACGCUCGCUCAGGCUACCCGAGAUCACGGAGCCGGUGCUCAGGCCGAGGGGCACGCGCCAGGACUCGGUGGUUUUCCCGGCUACCGUGAGCGCAACCACCACGACGACGAGUACCGCGGCGCCGGCUGUCGCGACCACGACCAUGACGAAUCGGGGCUUCACGGUGCAGUUGCUGCCCGAGCGGCUGGCCGGUAUACUGGCCCAGGUGGAGCGCUACGCCAGACAGACCCUCCUGCCGCUCAUCUCCCAGUACACUCCAAGCUUCAUCGGUCAAGCCGGCAAAACCGAGCGGCCCAAGUACUUCCCACCUCUGGGUAGCUUGUUCGGGGGCCGGGACAGCGGGGACGAGCGCAGGUACCUGUACUUUGAGUUCAACGAGGAACCGACGACGACGGAAAAGCGAGACGAGCGCCUAUUGGCCAUCGACAGCAAUAGGGACGACUCGUGGAUGCCGCUGACAGUGGCCCGCGAGGAAAAGACGCUCGCAGGCGAGUGGAUGAACGAGGGUGGCUCGAGUUGGUCGCCGCUAAACGACAGUAGUGACGCUAACGCCACGGAGACGAAAAUUGACGACUGGGUGCCGCUGGUAUCGGCCCCCGUCGACGACUCGAACGGCACCUCGGGGACGAACGAGGAGAGGGAGCGCAAGUUCAUACCGCUAAUCGACUUGGCUCGGGGGGGCAGCAAAGGGGUGGACCCACCGAAACUAGAGGACAAGACGGUCGAUCGACCGCGCUCGAUCGUCUUUCCUUACGUCUACGAGAGGAAGAACGACCCAAGGACGAGGUACAUUCCCCUCGUGCCGGAGGAGGAUCUUGGCGCGUUAGCCGUAGACGACGGGGUUAUCGGGUAACGGUAGUCAUAAGCGCGCCUAUACCACCUAAAUGUAUCAUAGAAUACGUACGUGCACCUAUUUUACUUACUGCGAUUUAUUGUAUGCCUGUUUGCUACGGAUUCUCGCGCCACUUGGGAUACAUAUAAUUGAUUACGUGACUCAUUACCACUGUAACGAUAUAUAAUCAUCCGCGUACUUAAACAUCCUUUUUUAGAAGGAUAAUAUUAUAUACAUAUAUAGACCAUCGAAAGUGCGUAGGUACACGCGGGUAAUAACAAUAAUACGUUGUAUAGCGAUCGUGCCGUUUUAAUUUUAUUUCCA